AAGCGGAACCUAAAAGAAGGGCGCUGAGAUAGGAGGCUUUUUGGAAAAGCCAUUGAAGAAAUGGAGUUUGAUACUUCUCCGAUUAGUCGCUGCUCCAAAGAGCAUGAAAAAAUCUAUCAGCAGUGGUUUAGUUUAGCCGAUUCAGAUGGAGAUGGGCGUCUCACUGGAGGCGAUGCCAUUAAGUUCUUUGCCUUGUCCAAUUUGUCACGCCAGGAUCUCAAGCAGGUGUGGGCGAUUGCAGAUUCCAAACGGCAAGGCUUUCUUGGUUUUAGAGAGUUUAUUACUUCAAUGCAGUUGGUCUCUUUGGCUCAAGCUGGCCAUCCAGUAACCAGUGAUCUCUUAAAUGCUGAAGUUAACUUUGAAAAUUUGCAACCCCCUACCUUAGAAGGUCUUGAUUUACUUCAAGCUAAGAAAAAGCGCGCGCCUAAAAGUGAACCUGAACAGAAUGGCAAUCCUACAGUGCAAUCUUCCGUUACAGCUAAUUGGUUUUCAUCAUCAACAUCUGUAAAGAAGGUCUCUUUAACCUCCGUCACAUCCAUAAUCGAUGGACUGAAGAAGUUAUACAUCCAAAAACUAAAGCCUCUGGAAGUCGCAUAUCGCUUUAAUGAUUUCGUCUCUCCAUUCUUGACAAAUAGUGAUUUUGAUGCCAAACCAAUGGUGAUGCUUUUGGGUCAAUACUCAACCGGUAAAACAACAUUCAUUAAGCAUUUACUUAGAACUAGCUAUCCAGGUGCUCAUAUCGGGCCAGAGCCUACCACCGACAGAUUUGUGGUUGUCAUGAAUGGACCUGAUGAAAGGAGUAUUCCGGGGAACACAAUUGCUGUUCAGGCAGAUAUGCCAUUUAGCGGUCUGACAACUUUUGGAACUGCUUUUUUGUCAAAAUUUGAGUGUUCUCAAAUGCCUCAUCCUCUAUUGGAGCACAUCACGUUUGUGGAUACUCCUGGAGUUCUAUCUGGCGAAAAGCAACGAACACAAAGGAGCUAUGAUUUUACCGGUGUGACAUCUUGGUUUGCUUCUAAGUGUGAUCUCAUUCUUCUUUUGUUUGAUCCCCACAAACUUGAUAUAAGUGAUGAAUUCAAACGUGUGAUUGCGUCUCUUCGAGGCCAUGAUGAUAAGAUACGAGUGGUUUUGAACAAGGCUGACCAAGUUGAUACUCAACAACUUAUGAGGGUUUAUGGAGCAUUGAUGUGGUCACUAGGGAAGGUNAUACUCAACCUAUCGGACGCUUCCACAAAAAUGUGGUGUUUUGGCUUCUACAGAUCAUUCAAUGACAAACCAAUAAAUGAGGCUGCUACAGGGCCAGUUGGAAAAGAACUUUUUGAAAAGGAGCAAGAUGAUCUUCUUACAGAUUUGAAAAACAUACCAAAGAAGGCUUGUGAUCGUCGUAUAAAUGAGUUUGUAAAACGUGCUAGAGCUGCCAAGAUACAUUCUUAUAUUAUCAGUCACCUGAAAAAGGAGAUGCCUGCAAUGAUAGGCAAAGCCAAGACACAGCAAAAACUAAUUGAUAACUUGGAAGAUCAAUUUGUAAAGGUUCAAAAGGAACACCAUCUGCCACCUGGGGAUUUUCCUAAUGUCGAACACUUCAGGGAAGUUCUGAGUGGUUAUAACAUUGAUAAGUUUGAGAAGUUGAAGCCCAAAUUGAUACAAUCUGUCGAUGACAUGCUUGGUUAUGACAUCCCUGAACUUCUCAAGAAUUUCAGAAAUCCUUAUGAUUGAUGAGGCCCAAAGCUGAUAUAGUAUAGAGUCAUUUCUCGCAGACGUGAUGUUUAUCAUAGUGUAUCUUGUAUUCUUAUUCUUAUUUUUACUCCCACAUUGAGACUUGGGCUUAAUAGCGAAUACUGAAGCGAUACUAUCUUUUGGCAAUUAUAUAUAGUGGCUUGUAAAUAUGGAUUAAGAAUUCUUUAUUUUUUGUGUUUUAAUUAUUUCCAUUAUUUUUCUC
Molecule: messenger RNA, 1939 nt
Organism: Nicotiana tabacum (common tobacco)
Lineage: Eukaryota; Viridiplantae; Streptophyta; Magnoliopsida; Solanales; Solanaceae
Source: RefSeq, a predicted model, not a curated record